AUGACAGCGCAAGAGCAAGCCCCCGUGCCCAUCUCCAUCACCAUCUGCGGCGAUGGAGGCUGCGGCAAGUCGUCCAUCACGCUGCGCCUCGUCCGCUCGGCAUGGACGUCCGACUACGACCCGACCAUCGAGGACAACUACAGCGUCACGCGCGUCAUCGACGGCGUCACCUACCACCUGUGCCUCACAGACACCGCCGGCCAGGAGGAGUACCGUGGCAUGUGGGCGUCGUCCAACCUCGGCGCCGACGCCUUCCUCAUGGUCUACGACAUCACCUCGCGUGACUCGCUCGACGCCCUGCAGCACUUUGAUGAGCUCAUCAGCAUGGAGUCCGAGGUGCGCCUCGACAACGCUGACCGCGCGCGCAUCGCCGGCAUCAGCCCAGCCUACACCGGCUCCGGCGCCGGCUCCAGGACCGUCCAGCCCGUCAAGAUUGUGGCCGGCAACAAGUGCGACCUGCAGGACAAGAGGACGGUGCCCGCGGCCACGGGGCUCGAGUGGUCGCGCUCUCGCGGCUGCGGCUUCAUGGAAACGAGCGCCCGCCUCGAGGUCAACAUUGAGGAGACGUUUGCGCUCAUUGUGAAGCGCGUGGUCGAGGCCCGGAAGCUUGCCGAGGAGGGCGGCGACGGCGCCGAUAUGAGCGCGCGGGGCAUGACGAAGCCGUUGACGCCUUUGCCUGGCUCGGGGGGUGAUGGCGAUGAGAAGCGCGGUCCUGGGGUUCGGGGCCCCAUAUUGAAUGGGGACAAGGUCGGGCGUGGGCAAGGUGGCUUUUGGAAGAAGCUGCGGUGCUGGUGA
This is a messenger RNA of Trichoderma gamsii, 795 nucleotides long. RefSeq names its product GTP-binding protein Di-Ras1. The transcript has a single exon. NCBI's taxonomy places the organism in Eukaryota, Fungi, Ascomycota, Sordariomycetes, Hypocreales, Hypocreaceae. Gene Ontology annotation, biological process: signal transduction. Gene Ontology annotation, molecular function: GTPase activity; GTP binding; GDP binding. The coding region runs from base 1 to 795 and encodes 264 amino acids. Gene Ontology annotation, cellular component: plasma membrane. The record is from RefSeq and is a predicted model, not a curated record.